GGUCCAGUCACUGACAGACUGAGAGCAGCAAAAAAAAGCUCCGUCGCCAUUUCCCCCCCCAUUUCAAAAAUAAAUAAGAGUGGACCCUGUCUCCAGAGUCCAGAGGUCCAGAGGAGUCGCCAGUUGCAUCUCAAAGAAAGAGCAAUCACUAACAAACCUAAUAAUCAUGCAGUCAACAGGCCCUGAUGUGGACGACGCAGAAGAAAGCCGACCACAGCCGCCGACAAGUCAGACAGAAGCGUCCACCAGCACACCGCAGGAUCUCGACGAGUCGAACCAAUCGCAGUCAACGAUCGAAUUGGACAUUAUCGAAAAAGCCACCAGGAUAAGUGCUUCUGGUGGCGCUUGUGAAGCCGGUGAGGCUGAACGUCAAAAGCUACAAGAGUUUGAACAAGAAGCGAGAGCAUCCAAAGAAAAAUCUAGUGAGACAUUCCCCUUAAAUAUGGAAGCAGGAUCGGAUCAUCUGGACCUAGUUAAACUUGUGGAAGCCGGCCUAAGCCCAAGAGAUUCGGAUGCCAGUUUGACAGAACAAGUGCACACAAUAAAUCUUCAUCAAAAAACGACAGUCCCACAGGCUCCUUCAGCCAUGACAGGAAAACAGGGAUACGAGGAAGAAAAUGUAUCCCCUCUCGAUCUGGGCAAACAAGUGGAGGCUCCGUUCCAAGAAACUACUACCACCCCAGAACAGGACGACAACCGAAUUGCACUCGUUGACACCAGUGUAGCUCCCGAGGAUACGCUACAAAAUGAUCACAAUUUCGGAAUUAUGCCUUUGCCUCGAUUGGAACGGACUACUGCUAACAGAAGGGCCCAAGUACAACCAGGAGCCUACCCAGGUGGAGGAAAUCUUCAAGGAACAGAGGAAUAUCUGGAAACAACAGAGACAUGCAUUGAGCCAGCCACUACUGGACCGCCUACGAUCGAACCGGAAAAUGACAAUAGUGGUUUGGCUGUGGCAAACUUGGUUCAAGAUGAAACAACCCCUCAGGAUCUGCCCCAUGCUCAAGAUUACAGUCCGGACAACAUCAACAACAACAGAGAAGAAAGGAUGAAUCAAUUCAAAACCAAGAUCCUCUUGGGAGUCAUUUUCUUGUUGGCUAUCAUUAUCAUUUUGGUAGCCAUCCUGAUUCCUCAAAGUCAAGGGGAUAAUGCAGAUCUUUCCCCAACAACCGCACCUAGUGAGUUGCCCAGCAGCAACCCAUCUCAGGGACCAUCCUCCUAUGCAGAAUAUUGGCUGUCACUUUUCCCUGAAUCAACAGUCUCUACAAAUCUGGAGGACUCAGAAUCACCUCAGUCAAGGGCAUUUGUAUGGCUCAUGGAAGAGAUUGACAUUCUACACAAGCUUACAGAACAGAGAGUCAUGCAGCGUUUCGCACUUGCAACAUUCUAUUUUGCCAACAGCAACGAACCAUGGUCCUUUAGCGACAAUUGGCUAAACCAUAGUGUUCAUGAGUGCCUUUGGUAUUCAGGUUUGAGGGAUUAUUACGUCGUCUCUGAGGCCAACAUAUAUUACCCACUGGGUCAUAUCAGUCCCUGUGAGCAAGAUCCAACUGGAUAUCUAGAGGAUGGUGUACUCUACCAGGGAGAUGGAAUCCUGAAGCACUUUUGGCUGCCCUAUAAUGGCCUGACAGGAUCAGGUAUUCCACCGGAGCUCUACUUGCUCACAGACCUCAAGAGCUUGGCGUUGGAUGAGUUGAACCUUACCAGCACCAUCCCAGAAGACCUCUUUGGCCUUCCCAAUUUGGAGUAUGUUUCAAUGUUGGGGUGUGGGCUGUUUGGCUCCAUUCCGGAGGCAAUAGGACGAUUGUCAAAAUUUGGAAGCAUGUACUUUGGCUUCAACUCUUUGACGGGAACUAUUCCAUCAUCCCUGUUUACCGUUAAAAACUCCAUGAGAGGCAUUUCUCUAACAGAAAAUCUGCUGACAGGCCCAUUACCAACAGAACUGGGUUUGCUGACUGAUUUGCAGGUGAUCUGGUUCGAUGGAAACUUCUUCACCGGGACGAUUCCCACGGAGCUUGCGCAACCAGCUCUCUUACAAAUUUUAGAUCUUCGCGCGAUGAUGUUGAGUGGCACUAUCCCAGCCGAACUUGCAGUUCUCACAGACAUGUUAGUUCUGCAACUGGAUAACUCGGGUCUUAGUGGGACAAUCCCCAGGUGGCUUGGCAACAUGACAUCCAUGGACACACUGUUACUGGCGGAGAACUCCUUUUCUGGGACUAUCCCAACAGAACUUGGCCUGCUGACAAGGUUGUGGGCAUUAUGGCUUGACGCGAACUCUUUGUUGGGCACAAUACCAAGUGAAAUUGGAAUGUACGAGCGAGUGGAAACAUUGACCUUGAAUCGAAAUAACCUUUCAGGAACCAUUCCUACAGAGCUUGGACAGCUUACCCAUGUGUUUUAUCAGUUGUGGCUGUUUGACAAUGACUUGACUGGAACAGUGCCCUUGGAGCUUGGCAAUGUUCCCUUCCCUGCACCUUGGGGUGAAGUCUUGUUGCAUGGAAAUGAUCUUUCUGGAAUUAUCCCUGAAAGCUUGUGUUCUGCCUACAACCUUACUUUUGACUGCAGCAGCCAGCUCUGCGGAUGUGACAGCUGUAACUGUUCUGACAUUGAAACAUCACCGAUCCUGGAGGGAGAGACUACCAAUGAAGAUGGUCAGCUACUGAGUGAGGCAAACCAAACUGAUGGGAACCAAACUGGACCCUGAACUGCAUGACUGACUCAAUGUUUGUUAUUCAUGAUAGUACUUCAUGUCUGUAUAUAGUAGAAAGUAGUUUUGUUU
This is a messenger RNA of Seminavis robusta, 2779 nucleotides long. The record is from the annotation of a GenBank genome assembly. Lineage: Eukaryota; Bacillariophyta; Bacillariophyceae; Naviculales; Naviculaceae.